Messenger RNA from Folsomia candida, 2062 nucleotides. RefSeq lists its product as uncharacterized. The transcript has 7 exons. The record is from RefSeq and is a predicted model, not a curated record. NCBI's taxonomy places the organism in Eukaryota, Metazoa, Arthropoda, Collembola, Entomobryomorpha, Isotomidae. The coding region runs from base 164 to 1204 and encodes 346 amino acids.
AUGCAAAGAUGAGAUGUGCAAAAAUGUGCGAAAAUGAGACAAAGAAUGGUGCGAUUUGAACGUGAGAAAACCGGGAUUGAGUCCAGUUUAUUGUUCGGCUGUCUUCUUCAACUCCAAAUAAAAAUCAACAGGAAGUAGGACCUAAUCUUUCUCGCCCUUUGCAAUGGCUCAUUUGAAACCUUCUUUAUCUGGAAAAGCGAGACCACCCCCUUUGCCCAGUCAACUGAAGGGAUCUUCCAGUAAUCGAUUUAUGUCUGUAUCCGCAAUGGUCACACCCUCCAUAAAUAAAACGACGAGAACACCAAAGAAUCCUGCCUCCGUAAGCUUAUCUGUUCCAAGGUCCGUGCGAAGCAAUGCUAGUCCUAGCUUACAGCAAAACAGCAAUUCAUCCGGGAACGCAAAUUUCCAAACCCCCGGAGGAUCAGCAGGACCCCAGCAGAAGAAGCAGAUCACUGAAGAACAACUAUUACGCAGAGAAUAUACUCUUUACCUUCAGGCCGGCGUGAUGAACAUGUUGACCAAGAAGAUGGCUGAGAUGAACAAUAAGGUGGACUUGGAAAAAGUUGGCCAAGCCGGCUGUUCCAACGAAGUAGAAAAUGUUCUCAAUAUUCGAAAUUACUUAAUUCAACAAAACACCUGGCUUGAAAUGGUCGACUGUUUGAUGAAAACGAACAAAAUGACGGACAUCUUCUUAGAGCUGAAACAUCAAUUUAGUGAAGAUAAGACUCGAACAUUAAACGGGAUGCGAAUCUCGUUAGAAAAUCGCUUCAAUAAAAUUUGGCUCGGAUUAGAGGACACUCGUCAAGGCCAGACCAGGUUUCCUCCUUUCCCAUCGUCAUUCUCAUCAACAAAUAAUAAUCUUCCCAAACGAAUCAGAGCGAUAACGAAUGAAGAUUUGCAAAGUUUGGCGGAACGUGUCAAAGUUUACAUUUCCAAGGUGGAUGAAGACGACGAUGAGAAAAUCUGGAGGGAUAAGAAUCCACAAUUUAUCGUGAACUUUAUCGACGCUCUUACUCAACUUGUUCAAGAUCACGAUGUCAUAACGAGUAAUAACAAGGAGGGCGAUCAGGACGUCGAAACCAAUGUGGACGCCAUGUCGUCAAUGAUCUCGUCGCAAACCGUGGCAAAACAGAGGAACAAACAAAACAAGCCAAACAACCAAAAGUCUGCAUAUGAAGCUAAAUAUCUUCUGGAGGAUUGCUAAAAAAUGGGUGUCGUCCGCUAAUGUGUGAUUUAAUAAUGAUAAAAAAUGUAUUUUUAAAAGUGUCAGAAGUUCAAUUUAUGUAUGUAUGUAAUUUAUGAAAAAUCUUGUGAAAAUAGUUACGAAAAAGAAGAAGAAAAUACUUCUGAUUUUCAAGCAUUUUUUUGUACCUAAAUAUUUUUAUAAACAUUCCGUAAUUAACCAGUUGCCUCCCAAGCACAUGAAUGUCAUGUGGCGCACAAGCCGUCGCUAAGGGCCCAAGUACAUCAAAGUCAUGUGCUCCUUGAACGGUAACCAUGCGCCCAAAUACAUCAAUGUCGUGUACUCCGACUGCGGUAACCAUGCGCCCAAGAACAUCAAUGUCAUGUACUUCCAAAAACACAAUUUUCCGCCCGAGCACAUCAAAGUCGUGUAAUUCAAAAAAAAAAAUUCGGUAAAAAUUUCUAAAUAGCUGUAGUUUUUUUUGGAGCUUGUAUAUUACAAUUGUAUAGCUCUUCAGGCAUGUCUGGUAAGUAUUUAUCAUCGACAAGCAUAUAUAUAAAUAUACAUCCAAUUUUCUCACACUUGAUAAUACGACAGACAGUGAAGACGUCGAAUUUUCUCUCGGGCAGUUCUCAGAUUACGACUCCGAUGAGGAAUUCUUGCUACAAGAACAAAACGACGACGAUGACGAGAACAUGAUCAACUUUCCGGAAGAUGAAGAUGAAGAAGGCGCGGAUGUAGAUUCUGAGGACGAGUUGCGUGACCCCAAUGAACACCCCGCUACCAAUGUUAUCCGCUACCGGAAAAAUGUUCCAUUUUUACCUCAAGUUACUGAUUAUGAGGAACCGGAGGUGUUCCUAAAAUUGGAUUUUGGGAUUA